GGCUGUAACCAGAUGGGCUCCUGCAGCCCCGCGCGUGUGCACGCUGCCGGCAGGAGCUGCGUUCUGUGGUGUGUGAUGGGGGGAAGGAGCUGGUGGCACAGGCUGCAGCGAGCAGCGUGGCAGUGAACCUCCCAAAGAGGUCGUGGUGCCACACUUGGGUUUCUCCGCUGGCUCGCAGUGGGCAGUGCUCGGAGCCGGGCGCUGCUGCCGGCAACGGGGCCCGCACAUGCUCAUCGUGCUGGCAGAGCAUCCGGCGGGUCUGACGGGCUGUCCCAGCCCAGCUGCUGCCUCCCCUCCUGCUUGGAACCCCCCGUGUCACCCCUCCCCCCCAGGCCAGCGUGCCCAGCACCCAGAACCAGCAACUCUGUGACAUCAGCCCCAGGGCCACGGGCACCGCGGGCAACGCGAGAACUGCGGGCACUUGGCUGCUGCACGGGUGGCAACGAGCCCUCGGUUCCUGCGGCUGCCGCGUGCCACUGGCAGCCAUGAACCUGCUGCCGCUCCUCGUCCUGCUGGCCGUGUGCUGGCCCGCGCACGGGUGGGACAACUGCGGAACCUGCGGGCUCCGGCCCAGGGCUUCUUAUGGCUCGACACGCGUUGUGGGUGGCACGGACGCCCAGCCGGGGGCCUGGCCCUGGAUCGUCAGCAUCCAAAAACCCUGGAAAUCAGCCACAACGCAUGUAUGUGGAGGGUCCCUCAUCAGCUCACAGUGGGUCCUCACAGCAGCCCACUGCUUCUUCAAUGUCUGGAACGUCACGAGGUGGCGCGUGGUGCUCGGGGCCACCCAGCUGUCCCGGCUGGGCCCCGAGGCCCAAGUGCGUCGUAUCAGACAGUUACUGUCUCAUCAACAUUACGACAGUAACACGGACAGGAACGACAUUGCGCUGCUGGAACUGGACCACCCUGUCCAGUGCAACGACUACAUACAGCUUGCUUGUGUGGCCGACACCACAGUGAGAGUGUCCGAGCUGACAUCCUGCUACGUCAGUGGUUGGGGUUCCACGUCCGCCAGAAAUGCAAAAGCCAGUGAUGUGCUGCAGGAGGCCCAGGUCCACCUCAUCGACCUGCAGCUCUGCAACAGCACGUGGUGGUACGGAGGGGCCAUCCACUCCCACAACGUGUGUGCUGGCUACCCGCAGGGCGGCAUCGACACCUGCCAGGGGGACAGCGGGGGCCCUCUCGUCUGCAAAGACAACAACGCUGAGUACUUCUGGCUGGUUGGAGUGACCAGCUGGGGGGAAGGCUGCGCCAGACCCUUCCAGCCCGGAGUGUACACCUCCACCCAGCACUUCUACGACUGGAUCCUGGUGCAGAUGGGGCUGCACCACGAAGUAACCUCUGCUCCAACGCCACAGCACUUUGUCACCUCAGCCCCCCCCCAGACACAGAGGCCAACACAGGGCACAUUUAAGCCCUGUCUAUUUCCACACGAGAAGCUGGAGGAAUUCUUUAAGAAGCUGCAGGAGCUCCUGCAGUACCUGAAGGGAAAAACUGCCUGAUCAGCAGGAUGGACAAGAUCCAGAGCAGGCUGCAGCGCAGCACAACUGUUUCCUUCUGGGCCAUGUCUGUGGAUCCAAAGGCACCUCAGUGCCCAAGGCCACCUCUGUCCUGCCCACUCUCUGCUGAGUGCACUCAAAUGCUGAAGUUGACUUAGUUCUUGAAAUAAAGUGUCCCUUUUUCACAGCUAA
Molecule: messenger RNA, 1688 nt
Organism: Columba livia (rock pigeon)
Lineage: Eukaryota; Metazoa; Chordata; Aves; Columbiformes; Columbidae
Product: acrosin
Exons: 5
Coding region: 486-1499 (337 amino acids)
Biological process (GO): proteolysis; acrosome reaction
Molecular function (GO): serine-type endopeptidase activity
Source: RefSeq, a predicted model, not a curated record